Perkinsus marinus ATCC 50983 is the source of this 1443-nucleotide messenger RNA. Its product is annotated as ATP-dependent RNA helicase DDX3X, putative. Lineage: Eukaryota; Perkinsozoa; Perkinsida; Perkinsidae. Gene Ontology annotation, cellular component: nucleus. The record is from RefSeq and is a predicted model, not a curated record. Gene Ontology annotation, molecular function: RNA binding; RNA helicase activity; ATP binding. The transcript has 17 exons. Bases 22 to 1443 code for a protein of 473 amino acids.
CUAGAACACCACCACUACAUCAUGAUAAGUGAACCUGUUGUUAAGGAAGAUGAUAAUAGAAAUGUUAAAAUGGCUUCUGCCAGAUACAUUCCACCAUAUAAACGUAACCAGCUAGCCGGGACCGUCGCCGAUGGUCAAUCGUUUCUUCCGCAAAGGGGCACCAGACAUCUCGAGGAGUCCUUCAGCCCUAGUGUUCUCAAAACCUCUUCAUCCGCCUGGAAUCACGGUAGUCUGGCAAACAGGGAACACAGCGGAAGAGUCAAGGAAAGGGAAAACGAUGCUUUCGCACACUUUCAUCACUCCAGCAGCAAAGACGACCGUCGAGGCUACCGUAAUCGUCGAUAUACUAGUGGUUACGCAGAAGAUGGUGUUAAGAGUAAUCUCGGUCGGCGGAGAUUCGCUUCGAGUAGUUACGGCGAUGGGAGAUCGCCGAUCGCCUCCCUGUCUGGAUUUGCGUCGAAGAAAGAGCCGACACAUAUGUCUAGUGAUCGUCUAGACUGGUCCCAGCCAGCGUCCAGAGGAGAUGGUACUUGGUUGAGACGUGGAGGUCGCAGGCCAGUCUGUGAAGACGCUCGAGAGAUCUUCGAGCAGAGUAACGCUAUGACGACUGGAAUCAAUUUCAACGAAUACGAUAAAAUUCCAACGGAGGUGUCUGGGAAGGGCGCUGCUGGGAUCGGCCAUAUUGAUUCUUUCGGCGAAGCGAAGCUAGAUGCAGGCAUAUUGAGAAAUAUUGAAAAAUGUGGAUAUACGAAGCCGACACCUGUGCAGAAGCAUGCUAUACCUGUUGUUAUGGCAAAACGUGAUCUGAUGGCGUGUGCGCAGACUGGGAGCGGCAAGACUGGUGCGUUCCUACUACCCACAAUUAACAGAAUGAUCGAGGAGGGGCCGCCAGCAUCAGUGAACAGCUCUGUGAAGAACGGUGGAAGGUGGAAGGCUUAUCCAGUGUCGCUGGUCCUUGCUCCUACGAGGGAGCUCGCGUCGCAGAUAUUCGAGGAAGCCAGGAAAUAUUGUUAUGGAACUGGUAUAAGAUCGGUGGUGGUAUACGGCGGAGCGGAGAUAAGAUUACAGCUCAGGGAAUUGGAAAGAGGCUGCGAUUUACUCGUUGCAACGCCGGGGAGAUUGACAGAUUUAAUCGAGAGGUACCGUAUAUCACUGAGCCAAGUCAGUUGCCUUAUUUUCGACGAAGCUGAUAGAAUGCUGGACAUGGGAUUUGAACCUCAGAUCAGACGUAUCGUUGAGCAAGAAGAUAUGCCUUCAUCUCGCACCAUGUUCUCUGCUACAUUCCCCAAGGAGAUUCAGCAGCUCGCGAGGGACUUCUUACAUGAUUAUAUUUUUCUCACGGUUGGCCGGGUUGGUUCGACGCACAGUUCAAUUCGACAAGUACUGAGAUAUGUGGAAGAUAGCGACAAGUACAGAGACNNNNACUCCUUCGCUUCAUCAUAG